Podospora pseudocomata is the source of this 732-nucleotide messenger RNA. RefSeq lists its product as uncharacterized. Gene Ontology annotation, cellular component: mediator complex. NCBI's taxonomy places the organism in Eukaryota, Fungi, Ascomycota, Sordariomycetes, Sordariales, Podosporaceae. The transcript has 3 exons. The record is from RefSeq and is a predicted model, not a curated record. Bases 1 to 732 code for a protein of 243 amino acids. Gene Ontology annotation, biological process: regulation of transcription by RNA polymerase II. Gene Ontology annotation, molecular function: transcription coregulator activity.
AUGCACGAGCUACUCCUCUCGUCUGUCAUCAAAGAACAUGAAGUUCCGAAGAUUCUGGCUCUACUUGGCGGCUUUACCGAGAUGCAUGAGCGACAUCAAUUCACGCGUGUUCAACACUUUGAGCCCAGCCCAGCAGUGAAAGGCAUCUCGACUAUCAAAGAACUCCAGAAAGAGCGACACGCAAAUGCUUCACACUGGAACGAACUGCAUCAGAUCCUAACCAAGCAACCCUGCACCAUCCAAGUGCGCACACGCCUCACUGACAGUGAAGUCGAGGGUGCCAAGAAGGGACCUCGUCUUCUCCGGUGGACGGAGCUUCCCGAUCCUCCCAGCCAACGAUUACCUCCUUACAUGACGCAGCGAAGAACAGUUGAAAUCAUUGAUCUCGGAUUGGAAAAAAUACUGGCCGACAACAAGCGAGUGUCCAACAUUUUUGAAGAAUCAUACCAUUGGUGGCAGAGAGAUUACUUUACUGAGUUUGCCCUGAUCCGGACCUGGAUCGCUGAGGACUCCUUGCCUUCUGACAAAGUCAUGAAUCUCUCGGCUCGAGAGCCCUACGCCUCGUACUGGAUGCUCAAUGUGCGGACUCUGGUGGAAUCGUCACCCGAGAGGAUGCAACAGGCCCAGACACAGCUGGAGAAAGUUCGGGACCAGUUCAAAGAUGUGCUGGACUUCAAAAUAUUUGACCGCAGAGCUAUGGACACGAGAAUCCUUCCAGUGGUUGCUGUGUAG